Cucurbita maxima (winter squash) is the source of this 1792-nucleotide messenger RNA. Its product is annotated as sugar transport protein 14-like. Gene Ontology annotation, molecular function: monosaccharide transmembrane transporter activity. NCBI's taxonomy places the organism in Eukaryota, Viridiplantae, Streptophyta, Magnoliopsida, Cucurbitales, Cucurbitaceae. Gene Ontology annotation, biological process: monosaccharide transmembrane transport. The transcript is spliced from 4 exons. Gene Ontology annotation, cellular component: membrane. Bases 148 to 1701 code for a protein of 517 amino acids. The record is from RefSeq and is a predicted model, not a curated record.
AAUUAAACUUAUUCAAUGGCUGUCGUGGGCCCAUCGUCUCUUCUAAUCCCCGUUUCUUCUCUAUAAUUAUCCUUAAUCCCAAUUGUUAGCAUCCCACAUCGUCUUUUCAUAUUUCAGGACAAACACACAGAAGCUUCACAAACAGAAAUGGCGGGCGGAGCAUUUACUGAUGCGGCGUCGUUGAAAAGGGCUCAUCUUUAUGAGUAUCGGAUCACUGGCUACUUCCUUACUGCUUGCUUUGUGGCUGCCCUUGGCGGCGCCCUGUUUGGCUAUGAUCUUGGAGUUUCUGGUGGGGUGACUUCCAUGGAUGAUUUUCUGAAGGAUUUCUUCCCAAAUGUAUACAAAAGAAAGCACCUUCAUCUCACAGAAACAGAUUACUGUAAAUAUGACAACCAAAUUCUCACACUUUUCACAUCCUCUUUGUACUUUGCUGGUUUGAUCUCCACUUUUGGAGCUUCCUAUGUGACAAGAAAACGAGGCCGAAGAGCCAGCAUCCUCGUUGGAUCUGUCAGCUUCUUCUUAGGCGGCGUCAUCAAUGCUGCUUCAAUCAACAUCUCAAUGCUCAUCAUUGGCCGGAUUUUCCUCGGCAUCGGCAUCGGUUUCGGAAACCAAGCAGUGCCAUUGUAUCUAUCUGAAAUAGCCCCGGCGAAGAUCCGAGGAGCGGUUAACCAACUGUUUCAAUUGACAACAUGCUUGGGGAUUGUGAUUGCAAAUUUCAUAAACUAUGGAACUGAAAAGAUUCAUCCAUGGGGGUGGAGGCUGUCUCUUGGAUUGGCCACAGUCCCAGCAUCUUUGAUGUUCAUUGGCGGACUUUUCCUUCCUGAGACACCCAACAGUCUGGUGGAGCAGGGAAGAAUGGAGGAGGGAAGAGCUGUGCUUGAGAAAAUCAGAGGGACGAAGAAUGUCGACGCCGAGUUUGACGAUCUUGUCGACGCAAGCAAUGAGGCACGCGCCAUAAAACACCCUUUCAAGAACCUCUUGAAGCGAAAAAACCGACCCCAAUUGGUGAUUGGAGCAUUGGGAAUCCCCGCAUUCCAGCAGCUCACUGGCAUGAACUCCAUUCUGUUCUAUGCUCCUGUCAUGUUCCAGAGUUUGGGAUUUGGCUCUGAUGCAGCCCUGUAUUCAUCUACCAUCACAAGCGUUGCGCUUGUUGUGGCUGCUUUAAUUUCAAUGUUUUUGGUGGAUAAGUUUGGGAGAAGAGCUUUCUUUCUCGAAGCAGGUGCUGAAAUGAUAUGUUGCCUAAUAGCAGUGGCUGUGACACUAGCGAUAUUGUUUGGACAAGGGAAGGAGCUUCCAAAGCUGGUAGGGAUCUUCCUUGUUAUAGUGAUCUGCAUAUUUGUGUUGGCUUAUGGAAGGUCAUGGGGGCCGCUGGGUUGGUUGGUGCCGAGCGAGCUGUUCCCACUGGAGACGAGAUCGGCAGGGCAGAGCAUGGUGGUGUGUGUCAACAUGCUUUUCACGGCUUUGAUAGCGCAGUGUUUCCUGGCAGCUAUGUGCCAUCUCCGGUAUGGGAUCUUCCUGUUGUUCGCGGGGUUGAUUAUGAUAAUGAGCAGCUUCAUCUUCUUCCUGUUGCCGGAGACCAAACAGGUUCCUAUUGAAGAAGUGUAUCUGCUGUGGCAGAAUCACUGGUUUUGGAAGAGAUUUGUUGCAGAAGAAGGUGGAAAUGGAGUGAAGGGGAAUGUUAAAGGAGCUGGAAAUGCGUAGAUUGCGUAUUAAAUUACUAUUCUGUGUUGGUUAAUUUCUUAGAGCAAAUCAAACAAAUUCGACCGAGCUCACUGUAAACAGAUAUUGUAAA